AUGUCUUCCACUAGCACCACCACAAAGUCCCAUAAUGGCGACAAUAGGUCAAAGGACCCAGCACUUGUCCCAGUGACUUAUUAUCCCCUGCGCACACAGCAACAACAUGCCCAAAUGAAACAGCGCAUGGCCGGCAAACCCUAUGCGCACUUUUUCCACGAUUCGCCGCUCUACAUCCGGCGUGAAGCGCUGGAUGCCAUCCCUCGGCCCAUCAGCAACCCAGAGAAGAACGUCCUACCUCUAUCACAGAUUCGCAAGCUGCUAGAGCCGGGAGACCAUUCCGUCGAGAAUGGUUGGUAUGUCUACCCUGACGGGACAGGCUACGUGACCUCCAAGACGCAGUUCCCAGGGUGCACGGGCGAAAUGAUCGACUGGUGGUUCUGGUGGCACAGCGUCGAAGGGGAAAGAUACGCACUAUGGUAUCCGUACAACCACUGCGACGCCAAUUCCACGUAUUCGAGGUGGACCACGAGUCAAUUCACGCCUACAGCCAAAAGAGACUCGAGUACAGGCAAGACUUUACCUAUCCUUGAGAGGGAGGAUGUAUCUCACCGACACAAGUGGCUCGGCUCGACGCACACUGUGAGUGAGUUCAUUGGCCCGCUGCACAUGAAGCUCCGGAUAGAGUUCAAGGAGCCGAGUUACUUUGGUCUGGGAACGUGGGAGGAGCUGCAGAAGGCGGGAUACGAGGCGGCCGUCUGUGGGCUCCUGUGGGACAAGUCACUCCCGUUGAAGGUUGGUGACAUGAUCCACCUGUGGAGGAAGACCGAAGACGGGCUGGAACUCAGGAGCCGAUAUUACCUUGCUCAUCAGGUGUACGUGGACAUCUUCGGGCUCAAGGUCUUCGUCGAUUGGAUCGGUGGCCUUCUGGGCAUCAAGCAGGCUGCAGCGGGUGAGAAGGUUGCCUAUGAGCAACUUUUACAUGACCAGACCGAGUUCACGAAUCUGGCGAGCUUUCUCCCUGAGAUAUUUCGGGAGUUUGGAGAGCAGAAAAAGCAGGGCAUACCCACGGUAGCAUCAAAAUCACCGAGGGCUCGGAUAUGA
This is a messenger RNA of Diaporthe amygdali, 1044 nucleotides long. RefSeq lists its product as uncharacterized. The record is from RefSeq and is a predicted model, not a curated record. Gene Ontology annotation, molecular function: hydrolase activity. Lineage: Eukaryota; Fungi; Ascomycota; Sordariomycetes; Diaporthales; Diaporthaceae. The transcript has a single exon. The coding region runs from base 1 to 1044 and encodes 347 amino acids.